Molecule: messenger RNA, 2160 nt
Organism: Belonocnema kinseyi
Lineage: Eukaryota; Metazoa; Arthropoda; Insecta; Hymenoptera; Cynipidae
Gene: ath
Product: ATP-dependent RNA helicase DHX33
Exons: 7
Coding region: 124-2094 (656 amino acids)
Biological process (GO): positive regulation of transcription by RNA polymerase I
Cellular component (GO): intracellular anatomical structure; nucleolus
Molecular function (GO): ATP binding; RNA binding
Source: RefSeq, a predicted model, not a curated record
AUGUUGCACGUGCUACUCAAGUCUACAGCAUAUUUUCCGAGUUCUUUUUCAACAUCAAGUAUUUAUGAUAUAUUCGAGCAGCGAUUCGGAUAUUUUAAACAUUGUUUUUAAUUUCCCUUUAAAAUGGGGGUUUACGAUUUUGCGGAAUCGAAGUACAAUAUUGGAGGUUCAAGUUUCUCUAAAAUUGCUCCAAAACGACCAACAAUUGUGACACUAAACGAAAAACCAAACAAAAUACAAAAGCACGAGGAAAACCAACAUUCUCAGGGAGAAUUUCGAAAUGAAGCAAGCAUUGAACUCCGCAAGGAAAGGAAAUCAUUGCCAGUUCAUAUACACAGAAAAGGAAUACUCGAUUUAAUAAGAAAGCACGACACUCUGGUGAUAAUAGGCGAGACCGGAAGUGGCAAAAGUACACAGAUUCCGCAAUUAAUACUCUCCUCUGGAAUUGGAGGUCGUUCAGGAUGCAUUGGCAUCACCCAACCGAGACGAGUCGCUGCAAUAACAGUGGCUCGUCGAGUUGCCCAGGAACAGGGAGAAUCCAGUCCCGGUCGAAGGGUCGGAUACUGCGUCCGCUUCGACGAGAAGGUCUCGCCCGAGACGAGAAUCAAGUACAUGACUGACGGAAUGAUGGUGCGCGAGGCCAUGACGGACGAGAUUCUCUCUAAUUAUUCCGUCAUUAUUAUCGACGAGGCUCACGAGAGAUCUGUCCACACGGACGUCCUCUUCGGCGUGACCAAACGAGCCCAAAGUCUCAGAAAACUCAAGAAAUGUCCGCCUCUCAAGCUUCUCGUAAUGUCGGCGACAAUGGACGUUGGCAAAUUUGCGGAAUACUUUCAAGGCCAAGUGGUCUAUAUCGAGGGGCGCCAGCAUGAAGUCGAGGUUUAUCAUGCCAGCAAGCGUCAGGAUGAUUACGUUUUUGCGGCUCUCACGACCGUCUUUCAAAUUAACCGGGAGGCGCCUCCGAACGAAGACAUUAUUGUAUUUUUGACCGGUCAAGAGGAGAUAGAAAAUGCUGUGAUGCUUUGUCGAGGUGCUUCUAAAUUGGCAGAAGGAAAAGGAUAUCCAAGUUUAAAGGUUUUUCCUCUUUAUUCAGCAUUGUCAGCACAUCAGCAGAUGGAGGCUUUUAAGCCAUCUCCGCCGGGAAUGCGCAAAGUAGUUCUAUCAACUAAUAUCGCAGAAACUUCUGUCACUAUAGCUGGAAUACGGCAUGUUAUUGAUACGGGCGUGGUGAAAGCAAGAACCCAUCAUCCAACGACCGGAUUCGAUAUGCUGAGGGUGGAGAAAAUAUCGAAAGCCCAGGCUCGACAGAGGACGGGCCGGGCCGGUCGACUCUCUUCCGGCUAUUGUUACCGCACCUACACCAAAAGUGAAUUCGAGUCUCUGGAGGAGAUGCCGGUUCCCGAGAUUUUGAGGUGUUCUCUCGUCGGCGUCGCUCUGCAGUUGCUCGCCAUCGGCAUCGAUAUCACGACUUGUUCGCCUCCACAAUUGACAACCCUGGGACGAACAAUGUCAUGUUUUCCAUUGGAUCCUCGUUUCACGAAAGUCAUUUUGGCAUCUGUUGAGUACCAGUGUCUCGAGGAAGCUUUAAUUGUUGUUGCAAUGUUGUCCGGGGAAUCGGUUUUUAAUGAUUCCCCAAGUAAGAGAAAAGAAUCGGCCGCUGCUAGAGCCAGACUUACAUCCGAGGAAGGAGAUCAUGUUACUUUAUUGAAAAUCCAUCGCCAUUAUACAGAGGCAAAUGAUAAAAAGGCCUUUUGUCGAGAAAAUUUUUUAAACUACCGAAAUUUGGAAUAUGCCUGCAAUGUUAGGAAACAGCUGGCGGAAACGGCCGAGAGAGCCAAUUUGGAGAAGGCGAGUUGUCGCGAAAAUACCGCAAAUUUGAGAAAAGCUCUUCUUGAAGGACUUUACGACAAUUUGGCGGAACUGCAACGAGAUCACACCUAUAUGACGCUUGGUUCGAAACAAACAGUGGCAAUUCAUCCAUCAUCAGUACUCCACAACACGAAACAUUCACUCGUCCUAUUUACUGAAAUUGUCUCUACGGGGAGACAUUUCAUGAGAGGACUCUCUGUUGUUCAAACUGAUUGGUUACGGUAAAAAUGUGUCUCUUUUUUUUUUAAUUUUGAUUGAAAACUGUAAAUAUAUUAUAUUUAUACAAUUAUA